Branchiostoma belcheri (Belcher's lancelet) is the source of this 1450-nucleotide messenger RNA. RefSeq lists its product as uncharacterized. The transcript is spliced from 10 exons. NCBI's taxonomy places the organism in Eukaryota, Metazoa, Chordata, Leptocardii, Amphioxiformes, Branchiostomatidae. The coding region runs from base 53 to 1450 and encodes 465 amino acids. Gene Ontology annotation, molecular function: pigment binding; serine-type endopeptidase inhibitor activity. The record is from RefSeq and is a predicted model, not a curated record.
UUCCACUUUGCUGUCGUUUCGGGGUUUAAUUCGGUCUGAUCGUACUCCUGACAUGUCUGCCAGGUUUUCACACCGUGUGCUGUGGCUGGCCGCGCUGGUCUGGUUUACCGUGCCGGCUCAGAGUUACCUCCGGACGGGGGGAGCCAGGAAGGUGCGCCGGAGAAUGUGCAUCGUGGACAGGAUUCCCGUCCAGGAGGACUUCAACCUCGCCAAGUUCGGCGGAAAGUGGUACGAAAUCGCCCGGGUCAGACAUCACUCCUUCCGCGGCCAUCCCGACUUGGUGUCGAUAGGGGGCGCUUUCGUGUUCAACGUCAAGCCCAACGGCAGGGACGCCUCCGUCUCGUACUUCGGAAAACUUGACGGUCGGUGUCAGCUGAUGAUCCCAGGCCGUCUGAUGACCACCAGUUACGACCCUCCCGCCAAACUCACCUACAAGUUCGCCGGGUUCAACUACCCGUUCGACGAGGGUGACCUGUGGAUCUUAGACACAGACUACCAGAACUACGCCCUACUCUACAACUGUCUGGUCAGGAACUCGGACGGGACCUGCCGGAGGAACAUGAACCUCGCCUGGAUACUCAGUAGAAAGCCCACCCUCCCAGCGGAGACUCGGAAACGGCUGGACCAGAAGCUGUACACCGUGUGUGUCAUUCCGUACAACCGCCUCACCAACACACCACAUAACGGGGAUGACUGCUCGCCAUCUUUGACGACGUCUACUCCGGCCAUCCCAACAACUACAGUACACAUUCCUUCAACAACAACGACAACGACAGCGGAGCCAACCACAACAACCCUCCUCCCCACAACCCCAGUACCAACAACAACAACAAUAGCUACAACAAUAACCAUGGCACCAACGACUGUUCCGGCUGAAACAACGACAGAACAGACAAUAGUAGAAGAAGACAACGAUUUAGGAAGCGGGUACCUGUUCUACAGAGUAGAGGACGGUCCGGAGAGUUCCGGGUUCGGGUGUCAGGACCUGGACUGUUCCCUGAGCUGCGCGGGAGGCUACAGGGAGGACGACUACGGCUGUGAGAUAUGCGCGUGUAAAGAUGAAGUGCCAGUGGAACAGAACAGGCUGUCCCGCCGUCUGCCCACCUUCUGUCAGGAGCUGACCUGUGACCUCCACUGUCCCCAUGGUUACCGCACAGACGACUAUGACUGUGAGGUCUGCGAGUGCGAACCGCCCGGCACAGACUAUGCCGUAUCGUUCCGAGCAGCGCAGGCCCAGACGCCGAUCUGCCGGCCGCCCGACUGUGAGUGGAUGCACUGUGACUGGGGUCUGGACCAGGACGAGUCUGGGUGUGAGGUCUGCCGCUGUAGAGAAGACCCAGACCGCCGCUGCCGGCGCACGUUCCAGGCGGGCGUCAGCAAGUGUUUCGACGACUUUCAGAGGACGUCACAGCGGAACGUCCAUAACGACCCACAGGAGUACUGCAGGUAA